AUGGCGCUAGACGAUUUGGAUGGCAGACACAGCGGUUUGCCUCUAUCAAGAAGUCCGGAGGCUCAUAUACGGAUUGAGCCUCCACCACCAGCGGAUGACGGCUUCCGGAAUUCAAUUCCCUUUAACACCAGUCCUAUGCCAGUAUCACUAAUAUCAAUUGAUAGUUUGAAAGGCGAGCAGGACUUCUCACGACGGAGCGUGAAGGACUCGUCUGAUGCAUAUGACCAGCAUCUUCUGUCUAAAAUAGGGAAACCACUCUCUCCUCGACAGUCUUUAAGUUUGGGUACCGAUAAUAGAGGCCCUAUAUCAACACUUCCCAUACCUUCUAGAAAUCUUGGAAGCUUACCCUCACCUGGUGGCUCUGACGGGUCUACGCUCGACGUGAGGUGGUCCAUCAGUUCUCAUUCGGGUGGGAUAUCGCCUGGGACUAAAGUUGGCUGGAGAGACUAUAUCGGUUGCCGAAGUCCGAGUGUUGAGAGCAGUGCGCCUUCUUCUGCGGUAGACUACGAUAAUCCUAACUAUGUCCGCCAUCGGGGAGGUGGAGCCACACCGCAAAACGAAGACUCGCUCAGUCUCCCGAGUCGAUCGAAUCGGGGAAGCUAUGAUCAAGGUAUAUUCUCAGACAUCGAAGGAGAUUUCUCGACGGACGAAUCAUUGCCACCACGUUUAUUCAAUGUUCGUGAAGCAACACCGCCGUACUUGGACACAUCCAAAUCCGGCAUGAAAAGACGAGCAUCUUCUCCUCCGAGAGAACCAAUUAGCGAUGAUAGGCACACGCUACAUGUAACGACAAGUAAUGGUGAUCUCUCGCAGCGAAGGACAUCUGGCCACCCGUUUACGAAUACUCUAUCUGUCAAUAGCGCCUAUGCCCAGAGCCAUGGGAGUAUAUCGGCAGCGUCGACUUUGAGCCUUCGAACUUCUGGAUCGUACUCGUCAGCAGCUCUUUCAGUGGGAGGAAGCAGCGUUACAAGCGCGUCAGUGUAUGAGCGGUCGCCUGGGGGCCUUUCUCCAAAUUCGGACCUCGAAUCAUUCCAUGACAAGUUUCAUCUCAACCCUACCAGCCCUGGCGGAGUUUCAAACCAACCGACAAUGAGAGGUGCUCCGGGCACUAAUACGCUAGAACCACCUAAUCCAAAUGUCGCAAGGAAAAUGUCUUUGCAGACGAGCUUGAACGUCCCAAACCAAGCAGGUUCCAAGAUGGGUGGUUUGUUCAUUUGCGAUUGCUGUCCCAAGAAACCUAAGAAGUUUGACAGUCCCGAGGAACUUCGCGCACAUGAGAUGGAGAAACAGUACUCUUGCUUAUUUUGUAACAAUCGGUUCAAAAACAAAAAUGAAGCUGAGCGCCACCAAAACUCGCUCCAUUUGCGCCGUCAUUCUUGGUCAUGCGCUGCCCUACCAGGAUACCAGGCUGCGUUCCAUCCUUCGUCUUCUCCGUCAAGCCAAACGAAUGCAGGUCCCUCACACGACACCUGUGGUUAUUGCGGUGAAGAAUUUUCUAAUUUCCCUCAGCCUGACUGGGACCGCAGGUUCGAGCAUUUGACGACAGUGCAUAAAUUUGGGGAGUGCAACAAUGCGAAGAAAUUCUACCGCGCGGACCAUUUUAGACAACACUUGAAGCACAGUCAUGCUGGAACCAGUGGAAAGUGGACCAACAUCCUGGAGAACGCCUGUAUGAAAGAGGAAGCGCCUCCUGAACCCAGAAACGCCACUAGCAACGGCGGACCCGGCCCUGCAAUGGGAACGACUGCGACACUUACGUCAAAUAACAUUAACGAGGUCCUCAGCGGCUGCUGA
This is a messenger RNA of Aspergillus oryzae RIB40, 1794 nucleotides long. RefSeq names its product putative C2H2 finger domain protein (gene znfA). The record is from RefSeq and is a predicted model, not a curated record. Bases 1 to 1794 code for a protein of 597 amino acids. Lineage: Eukaryota; Fungi; Ascomycota; Eurotiomycetes; Eurotiales; Aspergillaceae. The transcript is spliced from 3 exons.